AUUGCCUUACAGUCUAUAAUACUGGUGUCGUUGAUGUUUAUGUGCAAGUAAAUAGAAUAAUUGUAUCUAGAGACAUACAAAAAAGUGGUCAGCUAGUAUGUGGCCUUCGGAAUGAGCCAUUCUGAUAUUCAGACACGUCUUUAACAAUAGAGAGAGCGCGCUUUGGGUGACUGCGAAAUCUCCUGAAGGAAGCCGGCCUUGCAGUAAAGAAUCUUACCUUCGCUUUUUCUUUGAACGUCAUGGACAAAUCGUCAGAGUACAUUAGGACGCUCUUAUCGCAGCAUGAUCCUCUGACUGUUAUUAGCGAAGUACAGUCUAAGCAUGGUCUGGAUCUGCCCAAUGUCGGCGCCGUGUACCCACUGCUUGACUUUCAAGGAUUUACACGACACGACGUUCACAAAGCGUGUCUAAGUGCCAUCACAAGCAACAUUUUGGCCAAGAUAAACGACCCGGAGUUCUCUGUCGAGCAAUUCCACAAACUGUUAAACCAAACCCUGCCACACAUAAUGGUUCCGCAACUCCAACCAAUACCUAUGGCUUUAUUGGAGCGCUAUCCUGACGAUGUCAAUGAUGAUGUUUUAAAGAUGCUGAAGGAGGAUCCAGCUUUGUUUGAACAAUGCCCUAUGAGUGUCAAGCGACGCAUAUGGAAAUCGGAUGAAGCUUUCUUUCAAACACAUCUGUUACGAUACUUCAAUACUUACCACCACGACACUAAGUUGCAAUUGAUGCUGAGAAAUUCAAAACCAGAGCGGGUAUCUGAGGUCCUAAAAGAGCGUCGGCAACAUCCCGUUGUGCAGCAGUUGAUCGAGAUCAUUGGUAGAGACGUGAAGUUGUACACGAUGUUUACAGAAAUGAUCAGAAUUGUCUUCUUAUCAACCCCACAUCCCAUCCUGUCCACUCUCAAAUUUGAUGUACUUAUGCGACUACAUGAGGAUGAUGUACGAGAGAUAUACGAUAGAGACCCAUGCCACAAACUUACAUGGACACUCAAUACCUGCAUUCGGAAUCAAUCCUUGGACACAGCUCGAAUCAACAAGAUUCGUGAAUGUUUUGAUGAUGCAAAACGGGAGCCUAAGCUUUAUGCAGACUUCGCCUUGAUUUUGAUGGACCCUGCUACAACUGAAUUGUUAUCCAAAUUCAUCGUCAAAUGGAUUCGUAUGAGUGUAGAUGAGAACGUAAGUCGGUUCAAAACGUGUGGAAAGCCACCUUGACAAUUUCACUAAACCUCAUGGGUCGGCCAGGCACCGCAAAAUUUGGAAGAACAAUGGCAAUGGGCAGCUAGAAUGCUAAACCUCGGCCAUCAUGCACAUAACAUUGCUAUGUCAGGGAAAUAUAAACCACC
Umbelopsis ramanniana AG is the source of this 1342-nucleotide messenger RNA. RefSeq lists its product as uncharacterized. The coding region runs from base 240 to 1211 and encodes 323 amino acids. Lineage: Eukaryota; Fungi; Mucoromycota; Umbelopsidomycetes; Umbelopsidales; Umbelopsidaceae. Gene Ontology annotation, cellular component: NELF complex; nucleus. The record is from RefSeq and is a predicted model, not a curated record. Gene Ontology annotation, biological process: negative regulation of transcription elongation by RNA polymerase II. The transcript has 6 exons.